Mytilus trossulus (common blue mussel) is the source of this 1792-nucleotide messenger RNA. Its product is annotated as ankyrin repeat domain-containing protein 50-like. Gene Ontology annotation, molecular function: protein binding. Bases 107 to 1792 code for a protein of 561 amino acids. The transcript has 15 exons. The record is from RefSeq and is a predicted model, not a curated record. Gene Ontology annotation, cellular component: nucleus; cytoplasm. Lineage: Eukaryota; Metazoa; Mollusca; Bivalvia; Mytilida; Mytilidae.
CAAUGGACAUGUACAAAUUAUGAUAACGUACGUUGGUCUCAUUCCCUCGACUUAUAUUUGCCCUGUAUAAGUAAAUCACAAAAAUACUGAACUAGACCAAGAUAUAAUGGCAAGUUGGGAUGAGAAACUUGUUACAGCUGCAAAGGAGGGGAAUUUAAAAGAGGUAGAAUUAUGUGUAAAGAACAGAGCUAACUUGGAAUGGAGAGGAGGUUGGGGAAAGACACCAUUAAUGUUGGCCGCUCGGGGAGGACACCUGGAGGUGGUGACGUACCUGGUCACUCACGGCAGUCAAUUAGACGCUACAAACGAGGUUGGAAGUACACCAAUAAUGUUGGCCGCUGGUGAAGGACACCUUGAGGUGGUGACGUACCUCGUCACUCACGGCAGUCAGUUAGAUGCUAUAUUCAUGGGUGGAAAUACACCAUUAAUGUUGGCCGCUGAGAGAGGACGCCUUGAGGUGGUGAGGUACCUAGUCAGUCAGGGCAGUCAGUUAGACGCUACAGACGUGGGUGGAAGGACACCAUUAAUGUGGGCGGCUCAGUUCGGACACCUGGAUGUGGUGACGUACCUGGUCACUCACGGCAGUCAGUUAGAUGCUACAUCCUUGGGUGGACAGACACCAUUAAUUUUUGCCGCUGAGGAAGGACACCUGGAGGUUGUGAUGUACCUCGUUACUCACGGCAGUGAAUUAGAAGCCUCAAACGAGGACGGAUUGACACCAUUAAUGUUGGCGGCUGAUGAAGGGCACCUGGAGGUGGUGACGUACCUCAUCACUCACGGCAGUCAGUUAGAGGCCACAGACGAGAAUGGAUGGACAUCAUUAAUGUUGGCCGCUCGGGGAGGACACCAGGAGGUGGUGAUUUACCUCGUCACUCAUGGCAGUCAGUUAGGCGCUACAGACGUGUGUGGACAAACAGCUUUACAUCAUGCUGCUGAGUAUGAACGGAUUGAUACAACAAAAUGGUUGAUAGAUCAAGGAUGCAGUACUUGGGUGAAAUCAUUGGAGGGUAAGACUCCUUAUGAUUUGGUAAAAAUAGAAAGCUCUGAUGAUGAAGAGAGAAAAAGUAAGAAGGAAGAACUGAUGGACUUCCUUAAGACUGUCAUGUCAAAGACAUCCCUAGAAGUAGCUCCUGACUCCCAUUUACAGGAACCUGCAGCACCAGUAGUUGAAGCUCACAAGGCAUUUGACCAUACCAUCAUUCUCACUUGUUCCUCACACAAGGCAUGUGAUAUCAAUAUCAUUCUUACUUGUUCCCCUCACAAGGCAUGUGGUGUCAAUAUCAUUCUUACUUGUUUCUCUCACAAGGCAUUUGACCAUACCACCAUUCUCACUUGUUCCUCACACAAGGCAUGUGAUAUCAAUAUCAUUCUUACUUGUUCCCCUCACAAGGCAUGUGGUGUCAAUAUCAUUCUCACUUGUUCCUCACACAAACCAUUUGAGGUCAAUAUCAUUCUUACUUGUUCCCCUCACAAGGCAUGUGAUGUCAAUAUCAUUCUUACUUGUUUCUCUCACAAGGUAUAUGACGUUAAUAUCAUUCUUACUUGUUUCUCUCACAAGGCAUGUGACAGUACUAUAAUUCUCACUUGUUCCUCACACAAGGCAUGUGAUGUCAAUAUCAUUCUUACUUGUUCCCCUAAAAAGGCAUGUGACAGUACUAUCAUUCUCACUUGUUCCUCACACAAACCAUUUGAGGUCAAUAUCAUUCUUACUUGUUCCCCUCACAAGGCAUGUGACAGUACUAUCAUUCUCGCUUGUUCUUCACACAAGAUUGUUGUUGAUUUUGAUGUUUAG